This is a messenger RNA of Dacryopinax primogenitus, 1636 nucleotides long. RefSeq lists its product as uncharacterized. NCBI's taxonomy places the organism in Eukaryota, Fungi, Basidiomycota, Dacrymycetes, Dacrymycetales, Dacrymycetaceae. The coding region runs from base 294 to 1559 and encodes 421 amino acids. The record is from RefSeq and is a predicted model, not a curated record. The transcript has a single exon.
CGGCGGAGAACGAUUCCUUAGGCUCGGGGGGGCGGGUUACUGCUAGCUCUGUGGCUUCUGGAGAACAAGGAGAGCUGGGAGAAGCAGACCAUGGGUUGGCAGAGUUGGAGUCCCUGGCGGACCGCGCUACACUGGAUCAGAGGCGGUCGCUCAGCCCCGAACUUGCAGAACUGAGGAGGAUCAGAGCAGCUCUCUUCCCUUCCCCUAGUCGGUCGACGUUCUCCGACCUCGAAGGGACUUCGGCGCCAUCGGAAGCCCCGGACCCGGAUGUCGAUUCGCCGAUGCGAGAAGAGAUGCCCGAGCUUACGCGGUCGCCUGAUACAGCGAGUGGGGCGCUCUCGCCCAUGACCUGGUCUAGCGAGCCUGUCCUCCCCCUGCACGGCUUUGGGCACGCACAUUCGAAGGUCAGCACACCGGACUUUGUCGUCUCCCUCGCUGGGGAUCGGCUGUCUUUCCUCGACACGGAGGGAGACGCCGGCUGGUUGGAUAUGCAACACGAGCGAUCGCGUGAGCUUUCCCCCCCGUCGGCGAGUACGAGCUCCAUCGCCACGCGCCCGUUCCUGCUUCCCCGAAUGAUGGAAGAAUACACGAGCGACUCGGACGUCAAUGACGACGUUUUCGGCACGUGUCUUUCCCCUUCGUACCCCACCCUCUCCCGGUCAGUGUUCGAGAGCAGGACUCCAGAUUUUCGAGCGGCGCCCGCUACUUACUCUGUUCACGUAUUGACAGAGGAACAGGAAGAGAGCGAUUCGGAGCUGCAUACCGCUUUCGCCCCUUCUGCUAGGCAGAGCCGGAGUCCUUCCGCCUCCUACCCCGCCCUCUUGCACCCUGCGGCAGCGCAGGAGUCCGACACUUACGGGGGGAUGCUUGGACCAAACCCGGACCGACUAUCCAUCGUAUCCUCCAACAGCAGCAUGUCAAGCCUUGGCACACUGGUCGGCCCAACGUCCGAAGCGUUCGUUGUCCAACAGUGGGAGCUUGCGACAUCUCCCGACGCCGACGUCAGCGUCGAUCCAGAACGCGACGAGAGGGCAGAAACACCUCGGCCGGCACCUACGCCCAGCCAGAGUAGGUCCACCAGUCGCACACCCAGCACAGCUAGCAACUCCAGUAGACAGACGAACCGCAUCCGCCGUGUGCCCGUGCCGGCGUACAUCCCCGAACUGGAGUUUGAGCGCGAGUCGGAAGAUAGUGACGCUGCUCGGAUGGACAACGUUGGCAGGCCGACACCAGAUGGGAGCGUAUCUGCUGGCAUGGACACGCCUAUUCAUGAACACGGGUUUGAUUCUGGCUCGCCUACGACGCCUUCGUCAGCGAACGGCAUGGAAGACGUGGACAUCGUUAGUUCCAGUCCGGUAUCCGCGAUAAUGGGCCACGCGAAGGAGAUGUGCUUCGAACUAAGCGUUGAUGCUCCCACUCGUCCAUCCCUUGAGAAACGGGCCUCUCUCCCUGCUCCGGUGGGUGUAGACCGCAAGUACAGUGUGCGGGAAAAAACUCGGCGGGUGUGGAGUGGUAUGCGUGCUGUGAAGGUGAGAGAAAUGGUCCGACGCAUCACGUAGCUACCUAUUUUGGUGUUGACCGCCUGAUGCGGAAUUGUGUUCAUCCCCUGUUGGGUAUUGUGUUUGUAUCGUGUAAC